AUGUCUCAAAUCGCGCAACCGGUUACUGUUUCCUUGAACGAUCUCAAGGAGGGCAACAUCCCAUUUGAGACUCUCAAGGAGGCUUUUGGUCCUGACUCUCUGGGAAUCUUGGUCGUUAAGGACGUGCCAUCCGAAUUUGCUCACUUGAGACAUCAAACUUUAUCUUACGCCUCUUAUCUGGGCAACUUGCCAGAACAAGAAUUGGCCAAGCUAGAGAAUGUCAAGGCCAAAUACCUGACUGGGUGGUCUUUGGGCAAAGAGACUCUCAAGGAUGGCCAGGUAGAUACUUUUAAGGGUUCAUACUACGCCAAUUGCGCAUUUUACGUCGACGCAACUCUUGACUGCGCCAAGCCCACGGCCGAGUUCAACGAGGAUAACUUCCCCGAAUAUCUGUCGCCCAAUGUUUGGCCGGCUCAGGACGUCCUCCCAGGAUUCAAGCCCAGCCUUGAAAGCCUGUGCAGGGUCAUUAUUGAUACGGCUGUUCUCGUCGCGCGCGCCUGUGACAGGUUUGCCGAGACGGAGAUUCAGGGCUACCCGAAGGGAUACCUCGAGCACGUCGUCAGCACGUCCAACACCACCAAGGCUCGCCUGCUGCACUACUACCCGCAGACACAGGCGGACCUCGACAAAAUCGGUGCCACAGACGAUUCGUGGUGCGCCGAGCACCUCGACCAUGGCUGCCUCACUGGCUUGACAUCCGCCAUGUUCAUCGACGAGAAGGAGACAUCACCAGCGGUGCCCGAGAUCACCAACGAGACAUCGGCAAGCCUGCCGCCACUGGCUGAGCUCCCAGCUUCCCCCGAUCCGACAGCUGGUCUUUACAUCCGCUCACGCACUGGAGAGACUGUACAGGUCAAGAUCCCGCGUGACUGCAUCGCCUUCCAGACAGGAGAGACUUUGGAACGGAUCACGGGCGGGAAGUUCAAGGCUGUGCCGCACUUUGUAAGGGGCGUUAAGGCGGCCGUGAGCGACGGCCGUGUUGCACGUAACACGUUGGCCGUCUUCACCCAGCCCAACCUCGGCGAGGAGGUCGACAUGAAGCAACACAUCAACUUUGGCGAGUUUGCCAGAGGUAUUGUGGCUAAGAACACGGUUUCGUAA
Colletotrichum truncatum is the source of this 1101-nucleotide messenger RNA. RefSeq lists its product as uncharacterized. Lineage: Eukaryota; Fungi; Ascomycota; Sordariomycetes; Glomerellales; Glomerellaceae. The record is from RefSeq and is a predicted model, not a curated record.